Mus caroli (Ryukyu mouse) is the source of this 1054-nucleotide messenger RNA. NCBI's taxonomy places the organism in Eukaryota, Metazoa, Chordata, Mammalia, Rodentia, Muridae. The record is from RefSeq and is a predicted model, not a curated record.
CCGUCGGACCCCGCGUCGCCGGCGCUGCCAGGGGGCCCCGGGGUCUGAGGUUUGGUAGCCUCUCGCCUGGUAUCCCCACCCCGUGCCUUUCCCCAUCUUGGUUCGUCUCCUUGCCGUUGCGGGUUCCAUCCUGUUCCUUGACCCUGUCCCUUCUAGUUUCUCAAGCAAUUAGGCCUGCAUCCUAACUGGCAGUUUGUUGAUGUGUACGGGAUGGAACCUGAACUUCUUAGCAUGGUACCAAGACCAGUGUGCGCAGUGUUACUCCUCUUCCCCAUCACAGAAAAGUAUGAAGUCUUCAGAACAGAAGAGGAGGAAAAGAUAAAAUCUCAAGGACAAGAUGUGACAUCAUCAGUAUAUUUUAUGAAACAAACCAUCAGCAAUGCCUGUGGAACGAUUGGACUAAUCCAUGCCAUUGCGAACAACAAAGACAAGAUGCACUUUGAAUCAGGGUCAACAUUGAAAAAGUUCCUGGAGGAGUCUGUAUCAAUGAGCCCUGAAGAGAGAGCCAAAUACCUGGAGAACUAUGACGCUAUUCGAGUUACUCAUGAAACCAGUGCACAUGAAGGUCAGACUGAGAUGAAGCAGCUGCCGCAAGGCGAGGUUCAGCCUCUGUCCCCAAGGCUUAGCCAGAACUUGAACUCGGGCAGUCCCGCUGCGUGGUCCACCUCUAGUCCUGCCAGCCAAGUGCUGGGAUCACAGGCACCAAGUAUAGAUGAAAAAGUAGAUCUUCAUUUUAUUGCGUUAGUACAUGUAGAUGGGCAUCUCUAUGAAUUAGAUGGACGGAAACCAUUUCCAAUUAACCAUGGGAAAACUAGUGAUGAGACGUUGUUAGAGGAUGCCAUAGAAGUUUGCAAGAAGUUCAUGGAACGCGACCCUGAUGAGUUAAGAUUUAAUGCCAUUGCUCUCUCGGCAGCAUAGCAUCUUGACAGAAACACCAAAUACUGUAUUAUUUGCAACAAAAGUUAAAUUUCUGAUGCCAUAACUAACUCAAAAUUUUUAAUAUUUUCAUUAACUUGACUAAACUUUAUGUGAAUAAACUUUGACUUUACCUGUA